This is a messenger RNA of Symbiodinium natans, 645 nucleotides long. The record is from the annotation of a GenBank genome assembly. Lineage: Eukaryota; Dinophyceae; Suessiales; Symbiodiniaceae.
AUGAACUUCUGCUUCAAAGUCCCCGCGGAGGCCUGGCGGCAGCUCCGGGACGCGCGCUGGGAGAAGCUGCAGAAGGCCGACUUCUUCCGGUGUUUCGACAACCGCUCUGAGGGCGCAGAGGGGGCCGAUAUCCUCCUCGCCGCAUUGGCGCGGUGCAGCCAGCUCCAGGAGCUGGACAUGCAGCUCUGCUACAAAGUCCCCGCGGAGGCCUGGCGGCAGCUCCGGGACGCGCGCUGGGAGAAGCUGCAGAAGGCCGACUUCUCGUGGUGUUUCAACGAAGACUCCCAGGGCGCAGAGGGGGCCGAUAUCCUCCUCGCUGCAUUGGCACGGUGCAGCCAGCUCCAGGAGCUGGGCAUGAACUUCUGCUUCAAAGUCCCCGCGGAGGCCUGGCGGCAGCUCCGGGACGCGCGCUGGGAGAAGCUGCAGAAGGCCGACUUCUUCCGGUGUUUCGGCCCAGGCUCCCAGGGCGUAGACGGGGCCGAUAUCCUCCUCGCCGCGUUGGCGCGGUGCAGCGCCCUUCAGGAGCUCAACAUGAAAUAUUGCGACCGCAUCCCCGCCGAAGCGUGGGAGCAGCUGAGCGACGGCGUGUGGCCAGCUCUUCUAAAACAAGAGGGCGUCCCAGAGAGACUUUUCCGGCGUGCGUGA